AUGAAGCUUUCCCAAUCACUAGCAUUUACCGCCAUAUUACUUUCACCUGCUUGCUCUUUUGCUCCGACGUCACAAGUCCGACCAUCUCAAGUCGUAUCCAAUUCCCGAAAUUUUGUUGCCAGUAGUGACCAAGCAGCAGUCACCGAGACAGAAAGCGUUUCCAAAGAGGAGUUGGUUGAAACUGAUGUCCCAGAGGAAGAAAUUCUUGCACGCAUUGGAAUCACCCAGGACGAGUUGGCAAUUGGUGUUAACGAGGCAGAUUUCUUGAAGUACGCUGGAACCAAAGAGGAAUUGAUUCAAAGAUUCAAAGAGGAUAAUCCAAGCUUUGACGAUGAGAGAGCAAGGACCGAAGUUACGAGAUUCAUGAUGGAUGUUGAAAUGGUGAACGCAUUUAUUCGAUUCCAAAAGGACCCACCAGACCUCUCCGAUGACGAGGAAGAAAACGUUCUACAGACAGUUGGUACAUAUGGGGCAUUCUUGAUCGGUGGUGGUUCUAUUGGAUACUUCCGUAAAAAUAUUUACGCACCGAAAGUCGAAUCUGGUGAAUGGCAAGAGUUUCACCUCCCAUGGCAAAGUGUCGGCGAAGCUGUAUCGAACGCUGCCGAUUCGACUAGCGAUUUGACAGCAAGCAUUGCCCAUCUACCUGCUGAUCAAAUAGCUAGCAUGUAA
Cylindrotheca closterium is the source of this 669-nucleotide messenger RNA. The record is from the annotation of a GenBank genome assembly. NCBI's taxonomy places the organism in Eukaryota, Bacillariophyta, Bacillariophyceae, Bacillariales, Bacillariaceae.